Molecule: messenger RNA, 2019 nt
Organism: Rhincodon typus (whale shark)
Lineage: Eukaryota; Metazoa; Chordata; Chondrichthyes; Orectolobiformes; Rhincodontidae
Product: coiled-coil domain-containing protein 177
Exons: 3
Coding region: 1-1977 (658 amino acids)
Source: RefSeq, a predicted model, not a curated record
AUGGGUGAGGAGGGGGUUAAGGAAGAAAUACAGGAGGAGAGUGACAGCCCAAGGAAGAGGGGAGAAAAGAAAGGAAGAGAGUGCAGCCCCAAAGUCAAGACGGAAGAUGGGAUUGAGGAACAGGGUAAAAGGAAAAGUGAGGAGGAAGAGGAGUCAUGGGGGAGUGAGGAGAUUUGGAGAAAGGGGAGUGAUGGGGGCAAGCGCCAGGAGUCGCCGCUGUUCCGCCUGGACCUGGACAACUUCGACAGCUCGGAGGCGGAGGGCAGCCGCUAUGUGCUGACCAGCCCCCGCUCGCUGGAAGCCUGCGCCCGCUGCGGGGUCAGGCCGGUCGAGCUGCUCCAUAGGAACGUCAACGACUUCGCCCGGGAGGCUCCAGGCCGCUCCAUGAGGGUGGCCAGCGGCCUGUACGAGGUCUUCGAGAGGGACAGGCGGAGGAAGCUGAGGGACUGCAGGCAGGAGAGGGAGAAGAUCAUCCGGGAGGAGGAGGAGAGGAGGAGGAGGAGGAGGACAGGAGUGGUCAGGAACAGCCUCCCCCCUUCUCCAUCCUCCAGCAGGGCCCAGAAAAGCCAACCCUUGGACCUGAGCAGGAGUCAGUCCGUGGACCAGCUGCAGAAGAAGCCGGGCAGCCGCUCCACGGUGACCUCCUCGGAUUCAGGAGCCUCCUCGUCCUCCUUCAGUGGCGACGCCGCCAAGGAUGGGCACAGCUGGCUGCUUAGGGCGAGCCCCAGGGGCAAGGCACUUGGUGCCAGCCUAGGCAAGAGCUUGAGCCUGGGCGACCUGUGCCAGUCCCCUCAGACCGCUCAGAAGGUGGCCCGGAUCGUCCGGGAGGUCAAGCAGAAGGGGCACGUCGAGGUGUCUGACCGGGACAGGAAGAUUGCCGCCCUCAUGCUGGCCAGGCGCCAGGAGGAGGCGCUGAUGAGCGGCCGGAGCCACCGGACUCACGUGGAGUGGGAGGCGCGCCGGAGUAGGGAGGCAGCGAGGAGGGAGGCGGAGGAGCGCGGGAGGCAGAGAGCGCUGCUGCAGUGCCGGAGGAUGUGGGAGCGCACGCUGGAGGCGCGCCGCUCGAAGCUGAGCCAGGAGCAGGAGGAGGCGGCUAGGCACCGGCAGCAGCAGUCCUUCCUGCAGGAGGAGAAGUGGAGGCUGCUGGCGGGCAGCCAGGAGCGGCAGAGGAGAGGCAAGCGGGAGCAUGCCAAGCUCGAGGCGCUGGGGAAGAAGAUGCAGCAGGAAGAGCACCUGAGGGCCAGGGAGCUGGAAGAGCAAUCGGACCUCAAGCUGAGGGACCAGCUCUUGCACCAGAAGUUGAGCCUGGCCCAGCAGAAGAAAGUGGAGAUGGACGAGAAGCAGGCCAAGGAGAAGAAGCUGGCCAACGUGGUGGAGAGGCUGAAGCACGAGGCUGCCCUGAAGGAGAUCUCCAAGGAAAUGGAGAUGGAGAAGAAGGUGUUGAGGAUGUCUCUGGAGCAGAAGCUGGCCCGGUCUCAGGAGAACUACGAACAGCUGAUGGAGAAGCGAAAUCGGGAGUUGAAGGAGAGGGCAACGAGGGAGGAAUUGCAGAUCCGGCGGGCGAGGACAGCCGCCGAGCAGCACGAGAAGGAGCACCAGGAACACCUGGAAGCCUUGGCUCGGGCUGCGGAGAGGAAGCUCCAGCACGCAACGCAGGUCGCCCAGGAAAAGAUCAACCAGAUAUCCCGCAGGGCUGGCGAGAGCCGGGUGGAGAGAGAGAGGAUCCACCGGCUCAACAAAAUGAAACUGCAGGAAGACGAGGAGUGCAAGCGAAGGGAGAUCCAGGACUCCAUCACAAAAAAACUGGAGAAAAGCGAGCGCAUCUUCAGGGAAAGGCAGAUUUCUCUGGAGAACUCACGAUCCUUGGCCAGGGCCUCCUUCCAAAUCCGAGAUAAGGUGCGCUCGGAAAUAAACACGAGGACUUUCGAUAAGAUGGCCCUUGAGGCAGAACUGCAUGCCCACCUGGACAAAAAGUAGGUCGGGCGAGUUCCCUCUCUGAACCUCUGUGCUAAUCUUCGG